Molecule: messenger RNA, 1692 nt
Organism: Aspergillus niger
Lineage: Eukaryota; Fungi; Ascomycota; Eurotiomycetes; Eurotiales; Aspergillaceae
Exons: 3
Coding region: 1-1692 (563 amino acids)
Source: RefSeq, a predicted model, not a curated record
AUGCCAUGGGUAUGCUUGGGGCUCAUAUUGUUUAGCCAUGUAGCCAUCGCCAACAAUAGGUAUAAAUCGAGACCUGAUCUGUCCCCACCCCGUCUCAAUAUCACCAUUCCUCCGACCCAUGGGCUAGAACAAGGAUACAUAUUCAUCGCCCCAUUCAAUGCCGUUUCCGAGCCGGCACAUCGAGCACCACAGCAGCCUGGUGCGUACAUUUUCAGCGACAACGGCGACCUAGUCUGGUCCGGGUACACCUACUUCUCUACCUGGACAGGGAACUUUCAGGCCGCGCGAUGGAAUGGUCAGGAUGUUUUAGCCGCUUUCGAAGGUGCCCACAAUGGACUUUAUGGCCAUGGUCAUGGCCAUCAUGUGCUCCUGAAUCAGCGGUAUGAGACGAUCAAAGAGCUCCGAGCGGGUAAUCAUCUGCUCUCCGAUAAACAUGAGUUCGAGAUCUUGAACGAAUCGACAGCACUGAUCCAGAUUCAUCACCCGGAAGUGCGAGAUCUGAGCAAUUACACAUCCGACCGACGGCAACAUUGGAUUGUUAACGCGAUAUUUCAAGAGUUGGACAUCAGUGAUGGCAAAGUGUUGUUCGAAUGGCGAAGCCUGGAUCAUAUUGGCCCGGAGGAAUCUGCUCUUCCACUUCCCAAGGAUCAAGCGGGGAUUGGCCACAAUAGCUCUACUGCUUGGGAUUAUUUUCACAUCAACUCAGUAACCAAGGGCAUUGACGGUCACUACCUUGUGUCUGCACGUCAUGCCAGCACCGUUUACAAGAUUAACAGCACAGAUGGCAGUGUUAUCUGGCGAUUAGGAGGGUCACGAUCCGACUUCACCCUGGGCCCUGAAGUAGAGUUUGGCUUUCAGCAUCAUGCCCGGUUGCUUAAUCAGGUCGAUAAUAGCGGUGUGACAACAAUAACGCUAUUUGACAAUGCCGUAUACGGCUCUGAAAGUGGCGGUGGUGGUGACAAGGAAGUACAGAUUUAUCCCUACUCCCGCGGCAAAAUCCUCAAAUUGGAUCAUCAUAAUCGCCACGCAGCCCUCGAGUCCUCGUUUAUUCCUCCUGAUUUACUGCUCGUAAAGUCACAAGGAUCACUCCAAACCCUUCCUAAUGGUAAUGUGUUCAUAAACUGGGGCUCAGAGGGAGCGGUAACCGAAUUUUCGUCCGAUGGAGAACCUCUCUACCAUGCUUAUCUGGACUCCCGACCGCUCAGCCGCGGCGACGUGCAGAAUUAUCGGGCCUUCCGGGCAAAUUGGACAGGGAUUUCCAGUGAGGAGCCCGCUGUGGUAGCCUUUCAGCGACGUGGGGCCCAUGGGGGCAACGGUGGAACAGAUAUAUACUUAUCGUGGAAUGGGGAUACAGAGACGGCCGAAUGGCGGCUUCAGUUCCAGGUGGACACCAGGGACAGCUUGCCGAUUGGGUGGAGCGAAGAUGUUCGGAACGAAGAAUUUGAGACAACUGCGACACGACAGGGAUUUGAGACUGUUCAUCAUGUACCCUUUGCACUGCAAAGUGUUCGUGCACAAGCCAUUGCUGCAGAUGGAAAAGUUCUUGCCUUCUCUAACCGAGUGCAAGUACAAGCAUGGGAGGUCUAUGAAUACCUGCUCGAGGAAGACGACUUUGAAGCUGCCGAUCCGAAAGCCAUAUCACCUGGGUCGCACCUGCCCCCGCUGCGGUUACAGAAAGCCGAUCAGUUGUGA